AUGUUUCGUCCAGGUGCUCUCUCAUCCCUGUUGUCACAACAUGGAGCAGCGCGCCCAAUUUUACAGCGACUAAUGCUUCUGUUUAUUUGCUUUUCUUUUUUAACUACACUCUUUUUUGUAUUGUCAAAUAGACAGUUUGAUUACCAAGACGUCUACAAUACCGCAGCAAAAAAGAUUCAAAAUACUUUCCAGCUUGAUGAUAAUACCAGUGCUUCAGCUAGCCAGGAUGCCAUCGACGCUCCAGCUACAGAAAAUAAUAUUCCUGGUCUGAUAAACUCGACACUUGGAUUCCAAAAAGUUAUGUUUUUGAGCAACUCCUUGCUCUAUGACCUCAGUGACAUCACAUCUAUGCAAUCAUCCAUUAGUGGUAUUGCCAUUGAUUCCUUUGAUAGUGUUUCUCCAGAAAACCUCAACACACAUGGUCUUCCUCCAGACUCUCUUCAUGUUCUUUCUCGUUAUGAACAAGCCCGGUUCCGUUCUCAUGCUAAUUUGUGGCGUGAAAUGCUCAACCAAGAUUGGACCACUUUGCUCAUUCUCGAAGCAGACUCAACAUGGGAUGUUAAUAUUCGUCGCUUAAUGAUGCUCUUUUCUAACGGUCUUCAAGAGUUUAUGCGCAAGCAAGGCAAGUAUUCCGAGGUAGAGGAAAACGCCAAUGAUCCAUACGUUUUCGCCAACUGGGAUGUGCUUCAGCUUGGAGGCUGUCUGCCAAACCGUCGUAACGCUCAUUUGAGUUACCCGUACUAUGAUCCUUAUGUUCCUUCUUCGCUUGAAUUUUAUGGCGUCACAGUUCCUCCCAAGCACCGUGUCGUUCGCUACCAGAGUCCUGAGCGUUGUGCUAAUGCUUAUGCUGUUUCCAGAAGCGGUGCCAUGAAAUUACUUCUUGCCACUGCAGUUGAUAUGAGUACUCCUAUUGAUGUCAUGAUGCGAACUCUUACUAUUGAGGGUCGUCUUGAUGUCUACUCAACCUUCCCUGCUCUGUUUGGUCGUUGGGAGUAUCUCAGCGAACUCAAGCAUUCUGACGGUAGACCCCCCACUGAUUUACCUCAAGAUGAGCGCAAGAAGAUUUGGGAACAGGUUUACAAGAACUUUAAUGUGUGGAAGUCCGGUGGUACCUCAACUGCAGAGGGUGAUGACAAAGACACUGGUUCUUAUGUCAGCUCUAUGCUGGACCAAAUCAAGAGUUACAUUUAUGGCACCAGACCUAAUUUAUUUUCAAUUUUGGAAAACGAGGCUCCUCGCAACGACUUUGAUGGCGAAGUUGAUAACAAGAAUAUUGAAAAUGCUGCUGCUCCAGGGAACAAUGAUGAUGGAUCAUGGGUUAUCCCCCAGCUUACUGACGAACAGUUGGUAGGAGAAGAUAAGAUUGGUGCGGACUGGGUCCACAGUGAUGAUCAGGCUAUUGCUGCCAAAAAGGAAGCUGAGGCCAAAAAGGCUGCUGAGGCAGCUGCAUCUUCAAAGUCUGCUGCAGAAGCAGCUCAAGCUACUCAAACUGCUGUGGCCCAGGCCAAGCCUACAGUUGAUCAAAAGGCUGAAGAUGAUAAGAAGGCCGCUGCUACUUUGGAGAAUUCUGCAGAGACUAAAACUGAGGCCAAAGCCGAAGACAAGAAGGCUCAAGACGACAAGAAAGCUGCCGCCACUUUAGAGAAUUCUGCUGAGAAGAAGCAGGAAAAGGAUAACGCAGCUGCAGAUGCACCUCCAUCUGCUGAAGUUGUUCAAGAAAAGGCAAAAGAAGAAGCUGUUCCUGAGGUUUUGGGAGAUACACCCGAGGAGGAUCUCACCAAGACUGGUGGAGCCAAAGCUGAAGGAGCACCUGCUACACCUGCUAAGAAAUAA
Magnusiomyces paraingens is the source of this 1833-nucleotide messenger RNA. RefSeq lists its product as uncharacterized. The transcript has a single exon. The record is from RefSeq and is a predicted model, not a curated record. The coding region runs from base 1 to 1833 and encodes 610 amino acids. NCBI's taxonomy places the organism in Eukaryota, Fungi, Ascomycota, Dipodascomycetes, Dipodascales, Dipodascaceae.